GUGCAAAUUUUGUAAAUCUCACAAACUUCCCUCUUUCCAAACUCUUUAAAAAUCCCCUUUUUUCUCGAACCAAAAGAUGUCAGGCGAAGAAGAAGAGAACGCAUCCGAGUUAAAACUGGGCGAAGAUUUCGUGAAGGCAAAGUGUUUGAUGAACGGAGAAGUAGCCAUGAUUCUUGAACACAGGUUAGAGCAAUUGCAACAAGUUUCUGAUGAUCCACUAAAUCAAAUGCCUCAAGUUUUCGAGAAAUCUCUGCAAUAUGUCAAGCGAUUCAGCCGUUACAAGAACCCAGAUGCUGUGAGACAGGUUAGGGAAAUCCUUAGCCGCCAUGAAUUAGCCGAAUUCGAGCUUUCAGUUCUUGGUAAUCUUUGCCCUGAAACUGUUGAGGAAGCCAUUGCUAUGGUGCCGUCCCUUAAGGAUAAAGGAAGAGAUCUUGAUGAUGAAGCAAUUGAAAAGAUGCUUACUGAUCUUGCUCUUGUGAAGAAGUUUGAGUAAAAGUAAUUUUGGUUUCUAGGGUUAGGGUUUCUGGGUAGCGAUGAAUUGGGGUCCGGGUUUUAAAUUGAGGAUGUUAAUGCUUUGUGUAUUGUUAUCGGACUUAUCACUUUAUGAUAAUAUGAUAUUAGUAGAGUGAUGAUUAUGUGUUUAUGAUGUGCAUACCAAGCGUUUAUGAAUGUUCGUUCUUGGUGUGUUUUCAGAAGUGUUUAGAUUGUGUAAUAUUGGAAACUUAGGAUUGUUCUUUGGAUAUGGAACUAAAAUUGAAAAGACAGGUUAUCUAAUUAUUUUGAUCGGAUAAACGUUGAAAACUAUCUUCGA
Messenger RNA from Spinacia oleracea (spinach), 811 nucleotides. RefSeq names its product DNA-directed RNA polymerase II subunit 4. The transcript has a single exon. Gene Ontology annotation, molecular function: nucleotide binding. The record is from RefSeq and is a predicted model, not a curated record. Gene Ontology annotation, biological process: DNA-templated transcription initiation. The coding region runs from base 77 to 493 and encodes 138 amino acids. Gene Ontology annotation, cellular component: RNA polymerase complex. NCBI's taxonomy places the organism in Eukaryota, Viridiplantae, Streptophyta, Magnoliopsida, Caryophyllales, Amaranthaceae.